AUGAUUUCUCACUGCCUGGCAAUCUUCCUGGUCAGCAAAAUCAGUGGAUUGAUGCUGGGAAACCUGAAUCACUGUUGGGACUGUAGAAAUAGUCGCCGAACAGGAUUAUCACCUGGGAUAGCGAUGAAUCGCCUGAAAACGCCGGCCAAGACGCCGAAGUCUGUGGUGAAGUCACGCCCAAACUCCGGAGACUCUAACGGCGCUCGAGAUCCCGUAAAUGUCUUCUGCCGCAUCCGGCCGUUGCAGUGCGAGUCCGACAUGAGUUGCCUGAAAGUCUCCUCGCCCACGACAGUCCUCCUGACGCCUCCGGAGAUCGCCAUCAACUACAGAGUGGGAACCCUGAAGGAGACGCAGCACACGUUCAAGCACGUCUUCGACGUGAGAUCGCGCCAGCGAGAGGUCUUCAGUGUGGUGGCGCAGCCCCUCGUGGAGGGUCUCAUCCGUGGCAAGAAUGGCUUGUUGUUCACGUACGGCGUCACUGGCAGUGGCAAAACCUACACAAUGACCGGCGACACACAGAACCAAGGCAUCAUGCCGAGAUGCCUGGACGUUCUCUUCAGCACAAUCAGCGAUUAUCAGACAAAGAAGUUUGUCUUCAAGCCAGAUCGUCUGAACGGAUUUGAGAUCCUUUCCGAGGCGGACGCAAUGUUCGAGCGCCAGGCGGAGUUGCAUUCCAAGCUCACGAAGCUCAAGCGUAAGGAUUCGGAUCCGGAAAUCGCCUCGAAAGCAUCAACGGACGCAUUUCAACUCGGUGGAAUCGACGAGGACAACAUGUACGCUGUAUUUAUCACUUAUGUGGAGGUUUAUAACAACAGUGUUUACGAUCUGCUGGAAGAAGGGAACAUCCAGAAAACCCUCCAGAGCAAGAUCAUCCGGGGCGACGCCACGAACAACAUGUACGUCCACGGAGUGACUGAAGUGGAGGUGAAGUCCAUGGAGGAUGCCAUCGAGGUGUUCCAGUUGGGACAGAAACGCAAGCGAAUGGGUCACACAAUCCUCAAUGCGGAAUCCAGUCGAAGUCACUCUGUCUUCACUGUGCGCCUCGUGCAGGCGCCCACGGAUCGCGACGGGGAGUACGUGAUGCAGGACAAGAGGACCAUCACGGUGAGUCAGCUGUCGCUGGUAGAUCUGGCGGGCAGCGAGCGCACGAAUCGCACGAAGAACACGGGACAACGCUUGCGCGAGGCAGGUAACAUCAACAACUCACUGAUGACGCUGCGCACGUGCCUGGAGAUUCUGCGGGAGAAUCAAUCGAGCGGAUUGACGAAGAAGGUGCCCUAUCGGGACUCGAAGCUCACGCACUUGUUCAAGAACUACUUCGACGGCGAGGGUCAGGUGAAGAUGAUCGUGUGCAUCAAUCCGCGGGCGGAGGAUUACGAUGAGACGGCUCAGGUGAUGCGCUUCGCCGAGAUGACGCAAGACGUGCAGAUUGCGCGGCCGACGCCUCGAGCGGACAUGGCGGGAUUGACGCCGGGGCGACGCAAGGCGAAUCAGCUGUUCAAGAUAGCUGUGAACAAGCUGGAGUUGCACGAGGAUGCAAACGCCUGGCCGGACAUUGAUCUGGGAAUGGUGUACAGUUUGGGCCCGAAUUUGCCGAAUAUUCAGCUCAAUUCGCCGGAUGCGGACAGUCUGGUGAAUGAUUUGGUUGUGAUGCUGGAGCAGAGAAUUUCCAAGAGGAAUCUUCUUCGGUCUGACUUGACUGCAAGGCAGAAUCACUUCAGGUCUCAUCUUGUGCAGGCGGAGAAGCAGAAUCUCAUGCUGAAGACAGAGAGUGCUUCUGUGAGUGCUGUUCUGGUUCAGGAGCGCAACAAGAUUCACGCUCUGGAGCACAAGAUUGUGUCGUAUGAGGGAUCGAUUGAUGAUCUGAAUAGGAAAGUGCGUGAUCGCGAUGAGAGGAUUCGCAUGUUGGAGGAGAAGCUGAAGGACACGGCGAAUCAAUUGACACAGAAGGAGGUGGAGAAGGAGAAACAGCGCAAGAAGAUCACAACGAAGUUCGCGCACGAGAAGCAGGAGAUGACGAGGGAGUUGGAGCUGAAGUGGCGCGCCCAGAAGGAUAGGUUGGCUAAUGAGAUGCGGCUGAGGGAUGAAAAAUUGCGCCUUGUCACGAACAUCAUCAACUCGGACAAGCUUCCGAUGGUGCCUCAGCGGGAGACGGCGGAGAAUGCCACGCCGUCGUCGACGGUGAGCAGCAGCUCCGGUGCCGCCACUUUGGGCCACACGCCGCGGACGCCCAGGGGCGUGGUAGUGGCCAACGUGAGGCAUCGCCGCUCCCGGUCGGCCGGAGACAAGUGGCUGGCCCACACGUCGGCCACACCAGUGCCGUUGGGGACAAUUCUGCAGCCCUAUUUGCCGAACAGGAAGACCACGACGAAGCUGACGGAGAUGAAGGACGUCACCAAGUCCAACACGUCCAAGUAUUGCCUCAUCUCGCAGGGCGCGGACACAGAUGGCGAGCUGGAGACGCGUCUGUUCAAGGGUGACAUCAUUCCCACAAUGUCGGGCGGGGCGCAGAUCGUGCUGAACGACGUGGAGUGUCUGAAGCAAUCGUCGCCGGUGACGUCGCCAGCCAGGAAGCGCUCCAGCGCCGAGGCGCGAGAUCCGCUGUCGCCGCAAGAAGUGAAAGCCAGGUGCAGCACCGGCAUUGAGGGCCACAGCAGCCACAAGAAGCCGCGAAUCUAAACAAUCCAGCAAGUAUUGCUCUGAUAUUUGAGGUAUUUUUUUUAUAGCUGAAAACUAAAUUCUUGUCCAGUUGAAGUAC
This is a messenger RNA of Phlebotomus argentipes, 2758 nucleotides long. It is a transcript of the gene pav, whose product is annotated as kinesin-like protein KIF23. Gene Ontology annotation, cellular component: nucleus; kinesin complex; microtubule. The coding region runs from base 1 to 2679 and encodes 892 amino acids. Gene Ontology annotation, molecular function: microtubule binding; microtubule motor activity; ATP binding. Lineage: Eukaryota; Metazoa; Arthropoda; Insecta; Diptera; Psychodidae. Gene Ontology annotation, biological process: microtubule-based movement. The record is from RefSeq and is a predicted model, not a curated record. The transcript is spliced from 5 exons.